CAUUGAGUGCUCUUGCUAGAGCGGCCUCCUGGAAGUGAGAAGAGGCUUGCAAAGGGAAGAAGCUUUGGAGAUGGAAGGCAGCAGAGAGGGAGAAGGUUUCUCUUCACCUCACAAACCCAAUUGUUGUCUUCAGUGAUGUCUUUUCCCCAUCCGUAGCCAAAUCCUCCUAUUUACUACUUUCAGAUCUACCAAUGAAGCAGAAGCUGGAUAUUUUCUUCCUUCGGAAUCGUAAUAAAAUACCAAAGGGCAAAGAAGUAGGUUUUUCUCUGCUCCUCGAAUCUAGAUUGUUUUCCAUACUAGAGUUGAAAGGGAAGGAACACAAGGACCAUCCAACUCCGUUCCGCCAUGCAGGAAGACACAGCCAAAUAAUUAUUCAGCUAUUUAUUUCUUCAAUUGUAAUUAUUCUUAAGCGGACAUUUGAUAGGGCAGUACUGAGAGUGAGCAAUGAAAGAGCACUUAUAUGCAGAGCUGGAUCUAGAAGGACGACCGGUCAGAGCAGGAAACACCGCUAGGGCAGCUGAACCUGAAUCGAUGGCCAAACGGCCAAGUUGGGGAGCAUCGCAAGAAGGGAAAGGAGGCCCAAGCAAAGGGAUGCAACAGCACUGGGAGGCCCAAUGGCAGGAGUUCCUGAAGACUCUGCAACCCAUUCACGCAAGAUGUGAAACACCAACCAUGCCGGAGAUCGCCCCAUGGGAAGACACCAAGGCCUUCCUGGCCUCCUUCGAGCAAGUGGCCAAAGCCUGUCGAUGGCCAAAGGAAGAGUGGGCGGCCCGGCUUUUGCCUGCAUUGAGCGGAGAAGCAGAGCAAGCCUUUCAGAGCCUGGAAGCCGGAGACAGGGAAGAUUACAGGAAAGUGAAAGCUGUCAUCUUGCGACAGGAUGCCCUGAGAAUGGAGCUGCAGCGGCAGCAUUUUCGGGAGUUUUUCUGCCAGAGGGUUGAGGAUCCGCAAAGGGUUUACAGCCAACUCCAGGAGCUUUGCCGUCAGUGGCUGAAGCCGGAGAGGCGCAGCAAGGAGCAGAUUUUAGAGCUGCUAAUCCUGGAGCAAUUCCUGGCCAGUCUUCCCCAAGAUCUCCAAAUCUGGAUCCGAGCCGGAGGACCAGAUACCUGUUCCCAGGCUGUGGCCCUGGCAGAGGACUUCCUCCUCAAGAGACAGCAAGAGGAUGAAACAGGGAAAUGCCAGGGGGUAAAGAAGGAGGGAAGCCUGGCACCCGGGAAUACAGAGGAAGAUCCCUCAGAGGCUGUGAAAGGAGAGAUCUGCAAAGAAGACAAACAAAGCAGUGAGACGCUCAAGUGCCCCAUCCAGGGCAGCUCAUCGCUUUCUCCAGAAGGACAGAAAAUGGUCUUGAGUGACAUUAAAGAGGAACCGGUGGAUCUCAAGGAAACCGACCCAUCUGUGCAGACAGCCUGGCAAAACCUGAGCCUGCCGAGCCAACAGACUAUUGUUUGGAAAGUCCUGCAAGAGGAUGAUGGGCAAGUAGAUUCUUUGGGUGACAAUAUGGGAAGUCAAGUCAAGCUGGAAAAUUCUCAGUAUGAAGCAAAAGAGCUGGAAGACAUAGUACAACGACCUCUACAGAAAACCCUCAGGGAUGUGCAAGGAAUAUGCGAGGAGAGGUGGAAGCCCAAAGGUGUACGGAAGAAGUGUGCUCCAAAGAAGGGAAAGGAGGGUGCUGAAGGCCGAGAAGGACUUAUAGCAACAAUUGCUCAGCCUUCCAAAGUACAUAUGAAGGAGGAAAUACUCUUAUUCUCCAUACAUGAUAGAAGGUAUCACUAUGGACCUGAUGUUGACAUGAUACGUACCAGAGAUGGCUCCGUGGCAGAGGGAAACAUUCGACAAUAUUCACGUCAAGAAAUGCUAACAAGAGAGAACAAAUCUCGGUUGAGUGAACAAGGAAAUGGAAGUAAUUUGGUCAAAUUUCAGGCUGCCCAAAGAGAAGGGAAACCUCAGAAUGUUCCCGAGCCUGGGAAGAAGUUUUGUCACUCAACGUCACUCCCAAGAAUUCAAGGAGUUGAAAGCGAAGGGAGACGAUUUGAAUGCCCUUUUUGUAGGAAGUGCUUCAGUAAGCAAGAGCAUUUGACGAAUCACCAGCAGCUUCAUACGGGAGAGAAGCUGCACGAAUGUCCUGAAUGUAGAAAAAUCUUCGCUUCCAGACAAGCAUUAAGGAGACACCAGGGAAUCCACAGUCUGGUGAAACCAUACAAAUGCUCUCAGUGUGGGAAAUCCUUCAGCCAGCGGAGAAAUCUGACAAUCCACCAAAGAAUUCACACGGGAGAGAAGCCGUACAAAUGCUCCGAAUGUGGGAAGAAGUUCAGUCGUACUCAGUGCCUGAAGAACCACCAGACAAUUCACACUGGGGACAAACCACACAAGUGUUCUCAGUGCGGCAAAUGCUUCAACCAGAGGAGGUACCUGAAAAACCACCAGAGAAUUCACACCGGACUGAAGCCUUACGAAUGCCCUCAGUGCGGGAAAUGUUUCAGCAUGGCAGAGUAUUUGAGGAACCACCAGAGAAUUCAUAGCGGCGUGAAACCGUUCCAGUGUUCUCAUUGUGGGAAGAGCUACAUCCAGAAAGUCGCCUUGAUAAGCCAUCAGAGAAUUCAUGCCGCAGAGAAUCCCAAAAAAUGUUCCUAGUGCGGCGAACGCUUCAGUGAAGGGAAACAUCCAAAAAGCAAGGAAAGGAUGUAAUGUAUUUCACCUCAUAAUAGUCGCACUUCCCUGUUUUGGAGUGAAAAGAGGGUGCGACUAUUACGUGGUGAAAAAUUCCAGCGACAGAGCUUCAGUAGGCUGAUAGACCCAUAGUGGGUAAGGGGUCAGGCAUCCAGAUGAGUGAAAUAAGGGUGUGACUAUUAUGCAAUGAACACUAGACAUACCAAUUUAUGUACAGUAGAGUCUCACUUAUCCAACAUAAACGGGCCGGCAGAACGUUGGAUAAGCAAAUGUGUUGGAUAAUAAGGAGGGAUUAAGGAAAAGCCUAUUAAACAACAAAUUAGGUUAUGAUUUUACAAAUUAAGCACCAAAACAUCAUGUUAUACAACAAAUUUGACAGAAAAAGUAGUUCAAUAUGCAGUAAUGCUACGUAGUAAUUACUGUAUGUACGAAUUUAGCACCAAAAUAUCACGAUGUAUUGAAAACAUUGACUACAAAAAUGCGUUGGAUAAUCCAGAAUGUUGGAUAAGCGAAUGUUGGAUAAGUGAGACUCUACUGUAGUUCAAUACGAAAUAAUGCUAUGUAGUAAUUACUGUAUUUAUGAAUUUAGCACCAAAAUAUCACAAUUUAUUGAAAACAUCGACUACAAAAAUGCGUUGGAUGAUCCAGAACGUUGGAUAAGCGAGUGUUGGAUAAGUGAGACUACUGUACCUCAAAAAUGGGAGUGCAGCAAUUAUGCAGUGGCAACUAUUAAGCAGUGAAAUACAGUAUAUUUUCCAUAUGAAAUUUAUGAGAGAAACUUUGUUCAGGGGGAUUUACUCUAUAUACUCAUGUAUAUGCUUAGAAAUCUAAGUGACAAAAAAUCUCAAAAAAGACCUGGGUCAAUUUAUUAAUGGGUCAUUGUUGUGAAAAAAUGAAAAUCAUAUGUAGUUCAUGCUUGACUAGUCCACACACUGUCUUGUUACGCAGAUGAACAGUAAAUAACAAGAACAUUUACUCUUUGAAAUGCAACAUAUAUGCAUUCAUGUGAGCAGUUGUAUUGACUAACACAAUGUCCUUUUAAAAGAGAUUCAAAUAGUCCUUCAGAUGUCCAUGGAAAAUGUCUUCCUCCAGCAGCCCAGGAACAAACCUCUCUUGCUAAGCACUUUUCCAAAAUUGACCUCCAGCAGAAACCUGUAACUUUAUCCAAAACUUCCAGGCUCAGUUGGCUCCCUGGGCAUGGCCCAACCAAUCAGUUUGGUGCUUUGCAAUUUUUCUGUUCACACACAAACCAACUGAUUUUACAUGCUGUAAUAAAUGUGAGUACUGUACAUUAACUCUUACCCAGAAAAAUAAAUCUCAUUCUCUGACUGUGGCAAAAGGAAGGAGAUGUAUCAGGAGAACCCAAAAACAAGCACCGACCCCCUCUGCUUUCUCUAUCGUGGAACCAUUUCUGCCCUUCUGCCCUAAGGAGAUAGAAUGAUCCUCAACUUAUCCAGGAGUCAUGUCAAAAUCCACAAUUUGUUCCCCAGAACCUGCCCUCGACUUGUACACAAGGUCAACUUAUAUAUGAGUAUAUGGUAGUCUCUCAAAUAAUGAUAAGAAAGAAAACAUUCAUGCGCUUAGAGAAAUGCUCUUGUAGGAUUGCAAUAUCCGGGAUUCCUUAGCCUAGAGAUUUGGAAAAAGCACAUUUCAGACAAAUUGAUUCAUCAGAGUCAAAUUUCACAAAUUUAAGAAAAGUUUUGUUCAAAAGGACUGAACGAUCUCAAUAAAUAUUCAAUGGAGAGGUAUGGGGGCUUUUCCACCCGAAACUAUGCAUCCCUAAAUGGCAUGAGAUGGUGCAGGAAAAUAAUCUCAAUAGACAAUUUGGACACUAAAGAAGCCAAAAAUGCAAACAAAAACAAAACAAAAAACUAACCCAUGAAUGAACGAAUGAGGGGAAGUCAUCAUUGUAAAUAAUUCAGCCUCUGAGCCACAAUGUGGAUGCAAUAAGUCUCAGUCUCACAUCCUGCCGUCUCUGAGUUAUCAGGAUUGUUUGUUUUGUUUUUCCCCUGCCUGGUAAAAGAAAUUUCAGAUCAUGUUAGGGAAAAAAUUUCUAUUAUAAAAAGACUUGGAAAAAACACAAA
Molecule: messenger RNA, 4748 nt
Organism: Anolis carolinensis (green anole)
Lineage: Eukaryota; Metazoa; Chordata; Lepidosauria; Squamata; Anolidae
Product: zinc finger protein 397
Exons: 5
Coding region: 445-2628 (727 amino acids)
Biological process (GO): regulation of transcription by RNA polymerase II
Molecular function (GO): RNA polymerase II cis-regulatory region sequence-specific DNA binding; DNA-binding transcription factor activity, RNA polymerase II-specific
Source: RefSeq, a predicted model, not a curated record